AUGUUGUGCACACCAUGUUUGGCGGUUGCCAGAGCACUCAAAACCUACAGCACCUCAAGCGCCUUUAAAAAUAUCGAAACCAGAACGUGCAAUAUGGUAUUGAAAAACGACAAAACGUGCGCCGGAGCAAUUCAGAUGACUGCGUUGUAUCUCCGCAUCACUCCUCCAGAAACAAUGUGCAAAACAAUUCAAUUGUGUGGUCCUGAAACGAAGUCAGGCUUCAUUCCAGAUGUCAAACUUCCUCUAGGAGUUGACGCUAUUGGAAAACAAGUAUCUGGGAUAAUUGGCGGCGCCAGUGAAGAAAUGGGCAAACAAAUAUCCGGGGCUGUUGGUGGAGUCAGCGAAGGCGUUGGAAAGCAAUUGUCAGGGGCCGUCAAUGGAAUUAAUGGAUUGGGAAAACAAGCUCUUGGCGGCGACAGUCCACUGAAGAGCUUGCCGCGAUUCAGACGAUCGACGACCAAACAUGGUGACGAUUCUGAAAUUCUUAACAAAUAUAUCAUCGAACAUUCGGAUGAGAUUCUCAUGCUUUUAAAAGAUGUGACUGAAUACCUCGAAGACAUUCUCAAUAAUAAUCCGCCAAGCCUUUCCCAGUAA
Caenorhabditis bovis is the source of this 594-nucleotide messenger RNA. The record is from the annotation of a GenBank genome assembly. Lineage: Eukaryota; Metazoa; Nematoda; Chromadorea; Rhabditida; Rhabditidae.